AUGGACGAGGCGAGAGAUGAUUUUGCACUGGCAGCUUGCUUGGGCCGGAUAGAUACGGUGCGCUCUUUGUUGGAUGCUGGUAUGCGUGCCGACACACUGGUGUGCGAUCAUAAGUCUAUGACCAUGCUGAUGGUGGCACGCCUGCGUGGCCAGGUAGACGUCGUAGAGUUGCUCAUCGAGCGUGAUGCUGCGCUGGACACCGUUUGGCGUCCCUACAGUCGCACCGUGUUGCAGCUUGCAUCUCGGCUGAGUCAUCUGAGCGUUGCAAAACUGUUGCUUUGCAAACGGGCCGACCCUCAUUUGCUUGACGUGCGCGGCAGAACGGCGUUGAUGAUAGAGGGCAUGAGGGCGCUCAUGUGGGCGUGUGCUGGAGCUCACGUAGACAUCGCUCGCGAACUGCUCGUUGCUGGGGCGGUUGUCAAUGCUUUGGACGAAAAGGGAAUGACGGCGUUGAUGUACACCGCAGCCAACGGAUCACUUUCGACCGUGCGUUGA
Molecule: messenger RNA, 495 nt
Organism: Symbiodinium pilosum
Lineage: Eukaryota; Dinophyceae; Suessiales; Symbiodiniaceae
Source: the annotation of a GenBank genome assembly